Molecule: messenger RNA, 1219 nt
Organism: Myzus persicae (green peach aphid)
Lineage: Eukaryota; Metazoa; Arthropoda; Insecta; Hemiptera; Aphididae
Exons: 3
Coding region: 1-918 (305 amino acids)
Source: RefSeq, a predicted model, not a curated record
AUGAACAAAGAAAAAGUUUUGUUAGAAAAUUUGAUUGCAUCGAAAAAAAAUAUUAAACGCAAAAUAAUGGAAUUGAAACGUAAAGAUAUAGAUUCUGACAAGUAUUUCCGUAAAGCAUUUAAACCAUUAAUUGAUCCAUUGAGAACACGAGCAGAAAAAAAUACGUCACACUCGACUGAGCUAAAAAAUACAGAAACCUUAUGCACUAGUGACGAAGAUGUUGACGAUGAAUUAAAUUCAUCAUUUGAAAAUUUUUUUAAUGAUGAUUAUAUUCCAAAACGUUAUGAUAAAUCGUAUGGUAUGCACUAUGAUAAAUCCAGUGAUUCAUAUAAAAUAGGAAAACCCACCGUAAUUUUUAAUCAUGGUAACUUGCAGUUCCUUAAUAGUUAUUAUAAAUGGACAGAAGGAUUAUGGAGUUCAUUUGAAAGGAUAUGGAAACCUAAGACCUCAAAAUUUCAUAAAUGGUCGACCGUUGUAAAACCUCUUUAUGAUCGAAUGAAAUAUGAGGAAAGACAGUUUAACGAAGAAAUAGCUAAAAUUAAUAACUCUAAAACUCGUAUUAACUUAUUACCACUCAUGAAUCAUUUGUCUAAACCAAACCCCAAACGAAGUAAUAUUCAUGAUAAUACAACCGUGACAAAUGAAUCACUUGAUUUUCAUCCGUCAGCAAGCAGUUCUAUGUCUACAGAUCCUGCAGUUGAAAAUAUGAUUAGUUUUUCUUCACCAGAAACUCAGGAAGGUAGUGGUUUAUAUAAAGAUGUAUUACCUCAAACACAACUAGUUUAUUAUGAUGAUCCGAAUGAACUAGUAACUAGAUUAAAUCUUUUAACAUCAUCACAAAGUGUUGGAAAUACUGGUGUAAAUAACGAAAUUAUAUCUAUUUUAGAAGAAUUACGUGAGAGAAAUAUUAUAGUCUAAUGACAAUAUUAGAGAAUAUAGCUGAUGAGCUACAUCGACCAGCAAGAAACAUUUUUCCUAGACGUAGCUUGGUAACAGGGUUUAUAGAUGAUCUUUGGCAAGCUGGUUUAAUAGAUAUGCAGUCACAUUCUAGACAAAAUAAUGGUUUUAAGUACAUUUUAAUUAUAAUAGAUACAUUUACGAAGUAUGUGUGGUGUGAGGCACUGAAGAAUAAAACAGCAAAGGAAUGUACAAAAGGUAUAUUAAAAAUAUUAAAAAAAAAUCAACCAAAAUUAUUACAAACAGAUAAUGGUACAGAGUU